This is a messenger RNA of Talaromyces rugulosus, 816 nucleotides long. RefSeq lists its product as uncharacterized. The record is from RefSeq and is a predicted model, not a curated record. NCBI's taxonomy places the organism in Eukaryota, Fungi, Ascomycota, Eurotiomycetes, Eurotiales, Trichocomaceae. Bases 1 to 816 code for a protein of 271 amino acids. Gene Ontology annotation, biological process: mycotoxin biosynthetic process. The transcript has 3 exons.
AUGCCCUAUCAGCCACUCCUGCAACCCGAAGACGAUAAUGGAUCUGACGUCGAGCCAGCAAAAGAGUGGUGCCAUUUUGAAUGCCAGCGAUGUUCUAAAAGACGGUCGAGUCCCGUCGUGAAAGCGCUUUACAUGGCACUUUUGGUCUCUUACACUGCAAACCUUUUUUUCGUUUACCAACGGUACAUUGUGCCAUGGGAAUUGGCGGGAAAGCUGCCUUCAAAAUUCGCUCAUUUAAAGCAUGAUGUUCCUGUCGAGAUGACCUCUCAUUCCAACUUUGACAGCCUCAACCGCACAAUUCAGGAUCAGGCCUGGGCCGAUCCUAAUCUAGAGUCCUGGGGUCUUUUUCUAGCUCUUAAUGACGAUUACAGCGCCUCUAUGGGAUUGCCCUACUCACAGCGGUGGCCAUGGGAUUCGCAUAAAGGCACCUACAUACCGAUAGCUGCACAUGAACUCCAUUGUGUACACCUUCUCCGUUCCGUCAUCAACGAGAACCACGAUGGCCUGCCACGUGACAAUCAGACUUGGCCGUACAGCCAUGCAUUGCACUGUCUGAACGUUCUGAGAGACUCAGUCGUAUGCCAUGCUGAUGAUACACCGAUGUAUACCGGGCGAUUGCAUAAGAACAUCCUUGAGGAGCAGCCCAAAGCUGGUGUGGGUAUGGUAAAGAUGUGCCGAAAUUGGAGUGCGUUGGUGUCGUGGGCGCGAGAGCGCAGUGCGUGCUACAAACCCAUUCAUUGGUUUGAGCAGGGAUUUGACGAGAUUGAGAGAUACAAGUUUUGUCCCGACAAAUCCACCCCUUGGAAGCCAGUCUAA